CCUGGCCUGCCCACUGGUCCCAAUAAACCUGAACUCGGCUUCCAACUCUCGAGCUGUUAUUUGGGGUCAGGUACCAGGCAGGGGUCUACAAGGGGGUCGCACAUAUGGUGCCGAAACCCGGGACGGAGGGUCGCUAGCCCCCCUAGUGACCCCCUCCCUCCAGCGACCUCCCCAGCCCUCCUCCAAUUCGGCCUCAGCACUCCGGACCAGGCUGGAUUGAAGCUUACCCCACAGCCUCUGAGUCUGCCGGGACAGUAGCCACUCAUCUCAUUCAAGACAUCAUCCCACGCUUUGGACUCCCGGCUACCAUACAGUCAGACAACGGCCCAGCCUUUAUCUUCAAAGUCACUAAUGCCGUUUCUACCUUUCUAGGAAUUCAGUGGAAGCUACACGCCGCCUACCAUCCUCAGUCCUCUGGUAAGGUGGAAUGGGCCAAUGGCCUAAUAAAGGAGCAUCUGACCAAGCUCAUGCUUGAGCUCCGCCAAUCCUGGGUAACCUUGCUUCCUAUCGCCCUCACCAGGUUGAGAGCAAGCCCCCGGGGCCCAUCACAGCUUAGCCCGUUUGAGCUGCUAUAUGGUCGCCCCUUCCUACUUUCAACUCCCCCACCGCCAGAGACCACUCCUCUAGACAGCUACCUCCCCUACUUUACUCUCCUUCGCAGCCUUCUCCGAGAACACGCCAAUGCUUCUCUUCCCCAACCCACCCAGCCAUCUGAAAAUACACAGAAAGUCUCCCCCAGGGACUCAGUUCUUAUCAGGUCCCUCUCCCCAAAGCCCCUCACCCCCAAGUGGGAAGGACCAUACACAGUCCUCCUUACCACUCCAUCAGCUAUAAGAGUUGCUGAAAUCCCAUCUUGGGUCCACCUGUCUCGGGUAAAAAAGGCCCCUCAUGGACCCUCCUUAUGCUAGAAGACUGUUCCUACUGGCCCUUUAUCUGUCAAACUUACCAGGGCCUAGCAGCCACACCCCCUACAGAUGGAGAUUCUUCCUAACUGAAAACUAUACCAAAACCACCUUCAUCUGUAAUACCCCUCCAUACAGCCACAACCAUCUUCUUGCAACUUCCAACUGCCCCGCAGCCAGAUGCCAAAGGGCCAUAUAUCUGAACUUCACCAAAUUCCAUAACAUCCAUACUGAUAUACCCCUCAUGUGCUUCAACCAUGACCAACCAUCAGGAGCAUGCAAUAAUACUCCUUGGCGCUCCUGCAUGGGAUGUACUUGGAUGAACUGUCGACUACAUAUAGCUGUCAAGUCCACAGUACUUGCCCGAUCUCAGCUCAAAAUCAUCCCAGACAUAGAUGGAGAAGGAAACACCGUUAUCGGUUCUACACGGUAUUCCAUUCUCAUACCUGACCCCUGGGACAACUGGUGGAAAAGCCCCCAGAAAGCUGCCGUGUAUGACCACAAAGAUACCAAAUAUCCUCCUUCCCACCUGUACAUCUGGCGGACAUACGUACGUACAGUCCACCAAGUCCACUCUGAUAUUAGCCUACAAGAAAAAUCUCUGAAUGACCAAUUGCAACCACAUUCGUCUCCGUUUUCCUGGUUAACUUUUCUCCAAGAAGGAAUCAAGUUAGCUAACCUCUCAGGACUAACUGACCUAACUUCAUGCCUCAUGUGUGCCUUCUUAGGACAGACUCCCUUCGUUGCAGUCCCUUACCCCAUCCCUCUCAACCUUUCAGCCUCAACUUCUUCCUUCUCCCCCGUCAGGGAAGUCGAUCUCUACACUCCACCUGAUUUUGGACAGCUACCUGUGUGCUAUUCCCUAGGCCGAAACUUCCCUAGCUGUAACAGAACUAUACUGGUAACCACUAAUAUAACAGCCCCACGAGGAAUGUUUUUUUGGUGUAACAGGACCUUAACAAAAACUCUCUACAUUGGCCUUUCCUCAUCUCUUUUAUGCCUCCCAGUAACCCUAGUCCCUCGACUCACUAUAUAUUCUUCAGCCGAAUUCCAGAUGCUGGAAGCUCCCCAUCGCCGCACCUGACGAGCUGCCUUCCUACCCAUUGCCAUUGGAGUCUCCCUUGCUGGUUCAGCACUUGCAGCAGGAUUAGGGGGAGGGGCACUAGUCCACUCUCACCUGGCCAUAGCCCGACUGACCUCACAACUCCAAGCAGCUAUCGAUGACUCUACUGAGUCUUUAGCAUCACUCCAAUGACAGAUCACCUCAGUUGCCCAAGUUGCCUUGCAGAACUGAAGAGCCCUAGACCUGCUCACUGCUGAACGAGGAGGAACCUGCAUCUUCCUACAAGAAGAGUGCUGUUACUACAUCAAUGAAUCCGGCCUAGUAGAAACCCGAAUCGAGAGCCUCCAGAAACUCAAAACUAGCCUGCAGAGUCAGAAGUUCUCGGCUGAAGCCACAGCGUGGUGGUCUUCCUCUAUGUAUACCCUCUCGUCCCCAUUGCUUGGGCCCCUAGCAGCCAUUUGCCUAAUUUUACUUAUUGCUCCUUGCUUUCUACAGUUCAUACAGCGGCACUUUCAAGAACUGACUCGAGUCACCAU
Messenger RNA from Callithrix jacchus (white-tufted-ear marmoset), 2501 nucleotides. NCBI's taxonomy places the organism in Eukaryota, Metazoa, Chordata, Mammalia, Primates, Cebidae. The record is from RefSeq and is a predicted model, not a curated record.